AUGGGCGAAGUAGGCCGACCCUUAAGACCCAUUGCUCCCCGAACCAUGCCUCCAGGCGGGCCAGGAGGUUUACCACCGCAUGGGGGCAAUGGAGGAGGUCCUCCGGAUGAUGGCCGCAUGAGAAGAGCUUCAACUGCUUGUAAAGAGUGUCAGAGGCGGCGAACUCGGUGCAGCGGAGAAUCACCUUGCUCAGAAUGUCUAGCGCAUGACCGAGAGUGUAUAGUUGAUGAAACAACCGACAAGCGCCGCAAAGCUUCUCAACGGCGCACCCUAGAGGAAUUAAACAACGUCCGCGAGUUUUUAGAUCAAUUGCUCGCCGUUUUCCGGAGUAGCGAUACCGGUACCGUCCAGCAACUGGUUAACAUAAUCCGCGCCGGGGCGUCGCAGGACGAGCUGCGCAGUGCGGUCCAGACUCUACAUGCCCAAAAUCCCGAAAAUCCCGACUUUCUUCGGCGCAGCGGUCCUUCACAUCCACACCUUGAUAAUAAUGAUCCAGGCCAUAUGGGCAACUAUUUCGACCCCCAAUAG
This is a messenger RNA of Penicillium macrosclerotiorum, 528 nucleotides long. Its product is annotated as Zn(II)2Cys6 transcription factor domain-containing protein. The coding region runs from base 1 to 528 and encodes 175 amino acids. Gene Ontology annotation, molecular function: DNA-binding transcription factor activity, RNA polymerase II-specific; zinc ion binding. Lineage: Eukaryota; Fungi; Ascomycota; Eurotiomycetes; Eurotiales; Aspergillaceae. The record is from RefSeq and is a predicted model, not a curated record. The transcript is spliced from 2 exons. Gene Ontology annotation, biological process: regulation of DNA-templated transcription.